This is a messenger RNA of Cucumis melo (muskmelon), 2453 nucleotides long. Its product is annotated as wall-associated receptor kinase-like 14. The coding region runs from base 307 to 2349 and encodes 680 amino acids. The transcript is spliced from 2 exons. Lineage: Eukaryota; Viridiplantae; Streptophyta; Magnoliopsida; Cucurbitales; Cucurbitaceae. The record is from RefSeq and is a predicted model, not a curated record. Gene Ontology annotation, biological process: protein phosphorylation. Gene Ontology annotation, molecular function: ATP binding; protein kinase activity.
AAUGGCCAAGUUGAAGACCACCAUUUCUCUCAUCACCCAAUACUAAAUUUAUUUCCUACACAUCACUUUGUGACAUAUCUAUUACUCAUUAAAAUUAACAAAAAAAAAAAAAAAAAAAAAAAAACUAUAUACAACUAGUGGAUAAUACUGCCAAAUGUUUUUGUUAAUCUUUCCCUCUUGCUUCAACUCCACACUUACAACCCCUUUUCCAUCAAAACACAUUCUCUAAUACCAACAAAAUUCAUCAUUUUCCACAAAAUCUAAUCCAAACGCAAACCUUUCUUAAUCUCCUAAGUUUUCCCAUCUAUGAUCUCAAAAACCCGUUUCCUAGUUUCCUCUAAUCUUCUUUUUCUUGUUCUAAUUUCAAUUACACUUAAAACAGAGGCUAAAAAAUGUUCAAAAUCAUGUUCUUCCCAUCAGACCCCUUACGAUUUUCCUUACCCAUUUGGCUUCUCCGCCGGCUGUCCAAUCCGCCUCAACUGCAGCCACGACGGCGCCGCCAUGAUUGGAGAAUUCCCUGUCGAGUUUAUUAACUCCGAUCAUAUCAAAGUUGUGAUUAAAGCGAAAUGCAACCGGGGGUUCCACACAAUUCACCAAUUCUUUAGCCCCCAUUACGCCCCAACGGCCAACAACGCUGUUCUUUUACAAAACUGUUCUUCUCCGAUUUCGACUUGCUUUUUGCCCACGACGAUGGUUCAGACCAAAUUCGAAUCCCCCGAUUGCUCUGUGAAUCGCUCAAGCAUAAGCUGCUAUACCCAAAACGCCACCGGGUCUGCCGGUUUCUUGGACUUCAAAAACCUCACCGGAACCCACUGCGAUUACCUUCUGUCGUCGAUUUCCGCGGAGGAGCUCAAUGGUAACAUCUCUACCGGAAUUUCUCUGGAAAUUCAAACAGUGGAUCUUGGGUGGUGGCUGCAGGGAGGCUGCCACCACUCCUGCCAUGAAGAUGCUAACUGUACAGAACUUAAAUCACCCAUUAACGGGAUGUUGUCUCAUCGUUGCCGUUGCCGGAAAGGUCUGAUCGGCGAUGGAUAUUUGGCCGGCACCGGCUGCCGGAAAGCCUUAAAUUGCUACACUACCAAGUACGCUAUCGGCGAAUGCGGAACAUCAACGACAGCCACAAGAACCGCCAUUCUCAUCGGAACCUUAAUCGGCGGAGCUUCCGUACUUCUUGCUCUCGCUUUAUUAUGCUUCUUCAUCCGCCGUCGUUCCAAUCCCAAAUCUAUACACCUCAACAAAAUCACCAAACGUCGCCUCUCCGAAGCCACUGCUGGCGCCGGCAAAUCUACCAUCCAUCUCUACACUUACAAAGAGAUCCAAAAAGCCACCCACAACUUCUCCGACGACUACCGUCUCGGCACCGGUGCAUACGCCACCGUCUACGCCGGUAGAUUACGCAACGGCGAAUGGGUCGCCAUCAAACGCCUCAAAAAUCGAGACCCCGACACUAUCCACCAAGUCCUCAACGAAAUCAACCUCAUCUCCUCCGUCAGCCACCCUAACCUCGUCCGUCUCCUCGGCUGCUCCAUGGAAUCCGGCGACCAAAUCCUCGUCUACGAAUUCAUGCCCAACGGUACUCUGUCUCAACAUUUACAAAAACAGAGAGGCACUGGCCUCCCCUGGCUCGUCCGUCUCGACAUCGCCAUCGAAACGGCUAACGCAAUCGCCCAUCUACAUUCUGCAAUUAACCCUCCGAUCUUCCACAGAGACAUUAAAUCCAGCAACAUACUACUCGAUCAGAAUCUCAAAUCGAAAGUAGCGGACUUCGGGCUUUCAAGGUUAGGGAUGGCCGAAAUUUCCCAUAUCUCGACGGCUCCUCAAGGGACACCGGGGUAUCUCGAUCCACAAUACCAUCAAGAUUUUCAUCUCUCCGACAAGAGUGACGUGUACAGCUUGGGCGUGGUUCUUGUUGAACUGAUCACCGCCAUGAAAGUAGUGGAUUUCUGCAGGGCGAAAGAGGAGGUAAAUUUGGCGGCUUUGGCAGCCGAUCGGAUAGGGAAUGGGCGGGUUAGGGAAAUUAUCGACCCGUUGAUGGAUAUGGAAGGAGAUGAAUGGGGAAUUUCGUCGGUAGAGAAGGUGGCGGAGGUGGCGUUCAGAUGCUUGGCAUUUCAUAGGGAUGUAAGGCCGUCAAUGGUGGAGGUGGCAGCGGAGCUGGAGGAGAUACGACGGAGCAGGUGGGAAGAAGGGGGAUUGAAAUGUAAGGAAAUGGAAUUAGUAGUUGAAAGUGGAAGCUCAAAGUCUAGCCAUGGAGGAGGAGAUUACUUUUCAAGAGGCUCUAUUGAAGAUUCAUGGCGGAGUGAACAGAGCUCGCCGUCGUCCAGUAGUUUGUUAAAUAAUGUCCUUUUAUGAUCCCAUUUUUGGGCCUUUCUUCUUCUUAAUUGAUUUGGGGUGACUUUCUUUGAUCUAUUUUUCAUAAAAGAAAAAAUAAAUUUGAAGUUUAAUUGAUACCAUAA